Molecule: messenger RNA, 1120 nt
Organism: Dunckerocampus dactyliophorus (ringed pipefish)
Lineage: Eukaryota; Metazoa; Chordata; Actinopteri; Syngnathiformes; Syngnathidae
Gene: mettl26
Product: methyltransferase like 26
Exons: 6
Coding region: 95-784 (229 amino acids)
Source: RefSeq, a predicted model, not a curated record
UAUGACAACUCACGUGACAAAGCGGAAGUUUUGCUAUCCAAAAACAAAACAUUCCGAGCGUCGCUCAAGUUAUUCCAUUUUGAGCGGCUAGCAGAUGUGUGUGCUGGAUUGGCUUCGCAGGUUAUCUCGCAUUGUCCGACAGUUGUACCCGGAGUUUGGCAAAAUGCUGAACGCCGCCGCGGCGGAGAGGAAUAAAGAGCCUAUCCUGGCGGUGCUGCGGGGCUCCGUGAACACCGACAGGCGGCUGCAAGCGCUGGAGAUCUCCUCUGGUACCGGACAGCACGUCGUACACUUCGCUAGGGCUCUACAGAACAUUACUUGGCAGCCGUCAGAGUACGACCAUCGAUCUUUGGCCAGUAUAGAAGCCUAUAGAGCUCACCAUCAGCUCAACAAUGUGAAGCCUGCCAUCCACCUGGAUGCUUCUCUGACUCAUCAUCACUGGGGAGGGAUCCAGCCGGAGAGCCUCGAUCUGGUGCUCAACAUUAACAUGAUGCACAUCUCUCCUAUGGCCUGUACGGAGGGUUUAUUCAAAGGGGCCGGAGUGGUGCUGAAGCCCCAAGCUCUCCUCCUGACCUACGGGCCCUAUGCUGUAAACGGUGACAUCACACCACAAAGCAACGUUGAGUUUGACAUCAGCCUACGGCAGAGGAACCCGGAGUGGGGGCUCAGGGAUAUCUCCCUCCUCAAAUCGCUUGCAGAAAUAAAUGGCUUAUUCCUGGAGAAAAUUGUGGACAUGCCAGCAAACAACAAAUGCCUGCUUUUCAGGAAGGAGAGUCUGGUGUGAAGCGUCAUUCCCUUUGUGGAUGGUGAAAAGCGCCUUAAGAUAACUCCAAGCGUGCGAGACAUGUUGCCAAAUGGACACGUUCGGAUGAAUGUACAUUACUGCACACCAGUAAAAGUAACUUCUUGCUUCAUCUCACUUUAUUGUCUUUUUGCCUCUGUACUGCUAUUCCCGUUCUCUUUAUUUUUAUGUUUGCAGAAAAAUGGAGACAUUUAUGAGCUGCACAUGAGAUCUUUUUGCGUACAUAUAAAACACUGUUCGUAAAAAAAACAAUAUAGACACAACUUAAGUGGCUGUUUUUGCUAAGCGACACAAGUUAGACAACUGUGACUGCUACAC